This is a messenger RNA of Toxorhynchites rutilus septentrionalis, 1575 nucleotides long. RefSeq lists its product as uncharacterized. Gene Ontology annotation, molecular function: nucleic acid binding; zinc ion binding. The record is from RefSeq and is a predicted model, not a curated record. The transcript is spliced from 2 exons. The coding region runs from base 460 to 1293 and encodes 277 amino acids. Lineage: Eukaryota; Metazoa; Arthropoda; Insecta; Diptera; Culicidae.
UCAGAUGUUGAAAGCCUAGCUGUCACGAUAUUGAAGACACUUAUUGUCAAUCCGGUUGAUCGUGUAAGGUGCCCAUUAUACCACGGCAGUGGAACUUCAUACAAAUCACUCGUCGAAAAGUGUCUCCUUUUUCACCGCUUGUUUACAUCGACGAAUAUAUUUUUUCCACUAUGUUUCGUAAGAAAGUGUAUGCAUACUGACAGAUUUCUACUACGAGGUGUUUAAUGAAGGAUGAAAGAUAUGAUCCGUUCUCUCGGUUUGCAAUUGCAAGCUUUCGAUUAUGCUACCCAUACCGACGACGUUGGUACCGAGUGGCGCAAAUGGUUGAAGUCGUUUGAAACGAUGGCACGAGCGAGCCGAAUCAGCGACGACGAGUGACAGAAGGAUUUGUUAUUUCAUUACGCCGGGCCGAGCGUUCAGCAGCUGUUCGAUACGUUGCCAGACUUGCCGGGCGAUAACAUGCGUGGCCCAUUGAUGAAUAUAAACAAUUAUACACCGAAUAUGACGUGCUACGAAGAGGUGGUUGCAAAGCUGAAUGCAUUUUUUCUUCCAAAGGAAAAUUCGACAUACGAACGGCAUUUACUAUGUCAGAUGAAACAGAAGACUGACGAAAGUAUUGAUGCAUUCAUAGUUAGAUUGCGUGUUCAGGCCGAACGGUGUGGUUUUGGCGAUAGAAUCGAGGAAAACGUUAAGGAUCAAAUAAUUGAGAAUUGUCAAUCGGCCGCUCUGCGUAGGGAGCUACUUAAACGGGGUGACGCUGACUUGCAGGAAGUUUUGAGAAUAGCCAAAAUUUUCGAGACAGUGGCCGUUCAAGAAAAAUCUUUCACUAGAGAAGCUAUAAAGCCUCAGACUAAUGAAGCCAACAGAGUUCAAGUGAAUUCAUCCUACGUUAACAAAAAUCGCCCAAUGGAAUCGGCGCAAGUAGAAUGCCAUCGAUGCGAAUAUUUUGGACACAUGGCACGGGAUGAAAAGUGUCCCGCGAAGGGAAAAUUAUGCAAUAAGUGUAAUGGUCGUGAUCACUUCGCGAAAAAGUUCCGCAAACGAAAGCAUCAGAUGUCAGCCGUUGCCAAGCGCGAUGAUAUCUCUAAGGUGGUUCGCACAAGUCAUGAGGCCCGGAAUCAAGAUUCCAGUACGGUUCACCAGAUUGUUGAUACCGACACUGAAUAUGUAUUCAACGUGACGACCACCGACAACGAUGGCGAAGUACAAUGUGAAAUAGGAGGCGUUACCAUUUUGGCUGUAAUCGAUUCAGGGUCGAAAUAUAAGCUACUGGCAGCAGAUGAAGUCCUGUAACUUUCGGUUACAAGCCUCUUUGUAACUUCGCCACAAAUUGUUCUACCCAAAACACAAGCACUUGUUUGUCAUUUGUCACUUGACAAGUGAUAAGCCCAUGGCAUUAGGGGACAUACCGGACAUGGAAAGAGUGGUGUGAACUUCACAUGUGUGGGAGUAGCUCACAACACGUUACAACCUGACAGGACAAUUUUGUGUUCGGUCUCACGCCAUUUUAUAGAUUUUGUUCUCGGCUCAUCCGAUACUGGAUCUUUCUAUCGCCGACUGUCUCCGAGAGUAGAA